Cercospora beticola is the source of this 1264-nucleotide messenger RNA. It is a transcript of the gene RPN10, whose product is annotated as proteasome regulatory particle base subunit RPN10. Gene Ontology annotation, molecular function: polyubiquitin modification-dependent protein binding. Lineage: Eukaryota; Fungi; Ascomycota; Dothideomycetes; Mycosphaerellales; Mycosphaerellaceae. Gene Ontology annotation, biological process: proteasome-mediated ubiquitin-dependent protein catabolic process. Gene Ontology annotation, cellular component: cytosol; nucleus; proteasome regulatory particle, base subcomplex. The record is from RefSeq and is a predicted model, not a curated record.
CAACGAACAUCUACCACUUGAUCGCAAAGCACCUCUUCUUCUUUCCACCAUCGCCAUCGAUCACAUCGCCGACGUCCAGAACAUUUUCUCCCCUCUCACUGCUUCACACUCACAGAAACCGCCAGGAUGGGGCUCGAGGCGACGAUGAUCGUGGUGGACAACAGCGAGAGCAGCAGAAACGGCGACUAUGUUCCCUCACGAUGGGAAGCGCAGGUCGAUGCCACAAAUCUCAUUUUCCACAACAAGACCAACGCGAACCCCGAAUCGUCCGUUGGCCUGAUGAGCAUGGGCGGCAAUGGGCCCGAAGUCCUCACCACCCUCACUACCAACCACGGCAAAGUGCUCGAUGGCCUACACCGCACUCGCGUCAAGGGACAGUCACACCUCUACACCGGCAUCAUGAUUGCAUCCCUCGCACUCAAACACAGGCAGAACAAGUCGCAACGUCAGCGAAUCAUCGUCUUCACAUGUUCACCCAUCGCCGACUCAUCGAGCACCCUGACCAAACUCGCCAAACGGAUGAAGAAGAACAACACCAGCGUUGACAUCAUCGCGUUCGGCGAUCUCACAGACGAGAACCUGGAGAAGCUACGGGCCUUCAACGAAGCUGUGAAAUCGAACGACGGCUCACAUCUCGAAAUCAUCCCUCCCGGAGCCGAACUAUUGUCAGAAGUCAUCAAGAAAUCGCCAAUUCUGGAGGGUGAAGAUGGCGGAGCGGCGACGAAUGGAGGAGGCGCAGACGGGGCCGCCGGCAACGAUUUCGAAUUCGGAGUGGACCCGAAUCUGGAUCCCGAGCUGGCGCUUGUGCUGAGGAUGAGUAUGGAGGAGGAGAAAGAGCGGCAAGAGCGAGAGAAGAAGGCGAGAGAAGAGGCAGAGGGAAAGACCAAUCUCGAGAGCGUGCCGGAGGAUCAAAAGGGCGAGGCGAGCGAGAGCCAGCCUCUGCUGGACAGCAGCGGCGAGCCGAGCGGGUCGAAGAGCAACGACAAGAAGGAUGACGACAAGAUGGACACUGCAUGAGUGUAAUCAAUGAUCGGCGGCACGAUACGCACAGGCUGUACUAUAUCACAUAGAAAGCAGAGACGCCACUCGCGUAUGCUUACGGUUCAUGCGAGCGAGCGGAAGUCCCCGGGUGAAGGUUAGGCGACAGAGAUCAGAUAGCUCCGACAUGAAUUCACGAGGAUGGCCCACACCGUGAAAGUAGUUCGCAGAAAGGGAAGUCGACGAGAAGAUUGCGCGAGCGAACUCGCGAGCAAUAGCGAUAUCU